Messenger RNA from Phymastichus coffea, 2285 nucleotides. It is a transcript of the gene elgi, whose product is annotated as E3 ubiquitin-protein ligase NRDP1. Gene Ontology annotation, molecular function: ubiquitin protein ligase activity; metal ion binding. The transcript has 4 exons. Gene Ontology annotation, biological process: positive regulation of JNK cascade; regulation of canonical NF-kappaB signal transduction; protein K63-linked ubiquitination. Bases 386 to 1333 code for a protein of 315 amino acids. Gene Ontology annotation, cellular component: plasma membrane signaling receptor complex. NCBI's taxonomy places the organism in Eukaryota, Metazoa, Arthropoda, Insecta, Hymenoptera, Eulophidae. The record is from RefSeq and is a predicted model, not a curated record.
AGGAGUGAGGGAUUUUUGUCAAGAGAGAAGAAAGAGAACAUAUAUAGUAAAUUGACCCGCUUGUUGCCGCAGCGACAGCGACGUUUUGUACGUGUAUGUAGGCAGCUUUGGCUUUAUAUAGUUUAUUGCAUCCAUGGUGCUUGUUGGCGUUCUCCUGAACAAUCGCAAGAAACCAGCUCGACGGAAAUCCCGCGUGUAGACCACGAUUUUGUCUCGUUUUUCGACCUUCGUCAAGAUGAUCGUGCAGCAGACGCUCCAACAUUCGUUGUGUUUGUUCUUGAUAAUAAAAUCGUAUUGAUUGAACAGACUGAAUACCUGUGAGAAAAAAAUAAAGAGAAAGAGAGCGAGACGUUCAUUCAUGCGACAGUAAACACGAAGUGAGAGAAUGGGCUUUGAUGUCAAUCGAUUCCAAGGACCUGUCGAUGAAGAACUGAUCUGUCCUAUUUGCUCUGGAGUGUUACAAGAUCCUGUGCAGGCACCAGCUUGUGAGCAUGCAUUCUGUCGUAUUUGUAUGACUGAAUGGAUCAAUCGUCAACCUACCUGUCCGUUAGAUCGUACUCCAACCACAACAGCUCAAUUGUCACCAGCUCCAAGAAUUUUAAGAAAUCUUCUGGCAAGGUUACGUAUCAAGUGUGACAACUAUGUUCAUGGUUGUCAGCAAGAUAUCAAAUUGGAUACCCUAGGGCAACACUUGGAAGAAUGUGAAUUCAAUCCCAAACGACCUGUUACUUGUGAUGAAGGCUGUGGCCUAAUCAUCCCCAAGGAUGAGAUGAAGAAUCAUAACUGCGUCAGGGAGCUCAGGAAUCUCAUUCAAACUCAGCACAAGCAAAUGUCUGAUAUGAGAAGGGAAUUAGGUGAACAUCAGUUACAACUCAACGAACAAAAGAGAGAGAUACACUUAUUAAAAGACUUUAUGAGAGCAAUGAGAGUCUCUAAUCCUAUUAUGAGAGACAUUGCUGAGCAAAUGGAAAAGGAUGAAAUUGCUAGAUGGUCUGCUACUUUGCCCAGAGCUAGAGUUACUCGAUGGGGAGGCAUGAUUUCUACUCCAGAUGAUUUGUUGCAGACAAUGAUUAAGAGGACACUGUCGGAGCACAAUUGUCCGCCGCACGUAAUAAACGAGCUGAUGGAAAAUUGCCACGAGCGUAAAUGGCCUGCGGGACUCAAUAGCCUGGAGACGCGUCAAAAUUCAAGGCGACUUUACGACAACUACGUAUGCAAACGAGUGCCCGGUAAACAAGCUGUAAUCGUGCUACAUUGUGACAACACUCAUAUGCCUGAAGAUAUGACUAUUGAGCCAGGUCUCGUUAUGAUCUUUGCUCAUGGUAUCGAGUGAUUUUCAAUAUUGCGCGUUGCAAAGUUGAAAGGACAAAAGAAUUCUAUUUUUUUACGAAGAGAUAGGUACUAAACUGUCCUUUGACAAUUGUGGUUUUUCUAUACUAGCAUAUUCUUAUUUCCCGCUCCAUAACAUGUUAGUUUUUGAUUCUACUUUUUAUUUUUCAUCGUCUUCGAGUUGUCUCUUUGGAAAAUGAAUAAUCGUUCGUAUAUAUACGUCGAAGUUGAUUUUACAAUAUCGUUAAGUUUUAUUAAUUGUAACGAGAAAAUGUGAUAAUUAUCUUAUAAAAAAGUAUACAAACACACAGUGAUCAUAUACUACCGUGAUGUAUGAAAUCCAAAAAACAAACACGAGAUCGUAUAUUUAAACUGUAUGUUAAGAAUAAAACAAUAAAAAAUGUUAAAAGGUGUUUGUAUUGUACUCUUUAACUUCCUUGUAAAAAAAAUAUUUAUUCUUUUGUCAUUAAACCAAAGUUUAUUGUAUUCAGAUGAACUCAUUUGAUUCACAGUCAUAUUUCCAAUAUAAUUGAAUUAUUUAUACUAGUUACCUAUUUCAUAUUUAUUCAAUUUCUUUGUUGCGUGAAUUUAUAAAUAAAUUGGUGUUGUGACCGUAAAGUGAUUUUAUAACCAUAAGAAAAUGAACAGUGAUCUUUAUGGAUCCCAUCAGUUUCCAAUUUGUAAAUUUAGUUAAAAAGUAACUUUCAAAGCGCUCAUAGCGGCUUUUUCGGUUAUAUCAUGAAUGUAAAGUGCUUGGCACACUUGCAAGUAUAAACUGUCACAAAAUUCAAACGAGCUCAUACAUGUAUUACAGAAUCGGUGGUAGUGCAUUGAGUUUUUAAUUGUGUAUUAUAUAACCUUAAGUAUGAGAUAUAAUUUUAUAUAAUUUAACAGGAUCCAAUUAAUAUAAAGUCAUUACAAUGUAUUGUAAAAUUAUUUAUCAUCUGUCACAUCGC